UGCCUUUCCUCCCCACCCGGCCCGAGACUGCACUCUGAUGACAGGUCCUCCAUGGAGUGUGUAAACGAGACCGUGGUGAAGGAGUUUGUCUUCCUCGGCUUCUCGGCGCUGGCUGAGCUGCAGCUGCUGCUCUUCGUUAUCUUCCUGCUCCUCUAUUUGUUCACUCUGAGCACCAAUGCCGUGAUUCUCUCCACCAUUGUGCUGGACAGAGCCCUCCACACCCCCAUGUACUUCUUCCUUUCUGUCCUCUCCUGUUCAGAGACCUGCUACACCUUUGUGAUCGUGCCCAAGAUGCUGGUUGACUUGCUGGCUCGGAAGAAGAGCAUCUCGUUCCUCGGCUGUGCGGUCCAAAUGUUCGCCUUCCUCUUCCUUGGCUGUUCCCACUCCUUCCUGCUGGCGGCCAUGGGUUAUGAUCGCUACGUGGCCAUUUGCCACCCUCUGCGCUACACGGUGCUCAUGGGACACAGAGUGUGUGCAGGGCUAGUGGCUGCUGCCUGUGUCUGCGGCUUCACCGUGGCACAGAUGAUCACAUCCUUGGUGUUUCACCUGCCCUUCCACUCUUCCAACCAGCUCCGUCACUUUUUCUGUGACAUCUCCCCUGUCCUCAAGGCGGCUUGCCUCCAUGCCCAUUUCACUCAGAUCGCCAUCUUCCUGCUCUGUGCCUUGGUCCUGGUUAUCCCUCUGUUGUUGAUCCUCACGUCCUACAUUCACAUCAUCUCUGCCAUCCUCCAGUUCCCUUCCACGUUAGGCAGGUACAAAGCGUUUUCCACCUGUGCGUCUCACCUCGUUGUUGUCAUAGUCCACUACGGAUGUGCCUCCUUUAUCUACCUCAGGCCCAAGUCCGGCUACUCCUCAAGCCAGGACGCUCUGAUAUCAGUAUCCUACACUAUCCUAACUCCAUUGUUCAACCCAGUCAUCUAUAGCUUAAGAAACAAAGAGUUCAAGUCAGCUCUCCACAGAGUUAUAGGAAGAGUAGUUACCCUAAGACAAUGCUAAUUUGUAUCCUGCCCUCUUUUUCAAAUAACUAAGAGCAAUGGACUCAGGGACAUUCUCAAGAUGGAAAUAACUAAGCAAUUGAGCACUGUGCUCA
Peromyscus maniculatus bairdii (prairie deer mouse) is the source of this 1090-nucleotide messenger RNA. RefSeq names its product olfactory receptor 10K2-like. Gene Ontology annotation, cellular component: membrane. Gene Ontology annotation, molecular function: G protein-coupled receptor activity; olfactory receptor activity. Lineage: Eukaryota; Metazoa; Chordata; Mammalia; Rodentia; Cricetidae. The record is from RefSeq and is a predicted model, not a curated record. Gene Ontology annotation, biological process: G protein-coupled receptor signaling pathway.